Malania oleifera is the source of this 1002-nucleotide messenger RNA. RefSeq names its product wound-induced protein 1. The record is from RefSeq and is a predicted model, not a curated record. Lineage: Eukaryota; Viridiplantae; Streptophyta; Magnoliopsida; Santalales; Ximeniaceae. The transcript has a single exon. Bases 338 to 673 code for a protein of 111 amino acids.
AGAUGUAGAGAAUCCCAUCCCUAUCGAGUCUCCCCUCGUCCUUCUCUAUAUAAGAGGAGAGGCCCUCUUCUCUCUCCUACACCUCUCAGCGCCCUUUUUCUUCUUCUUGGUUCCUAAUCCAAAAUCUCUCUCUCUCUCUCUCUCUCUCUCUCUCUCUCUCUCUGUGCUCGAACUGGCUAACUUGCAGGAAUUUGAACUGGAGGGACAAGAAUCGAACCAGAUCAAGGUGGUUCGAGCCCUAUAUGAGGCCUUAAGCGCGCGCGACGUCGACACCGUGCACCGCCUCCUCGCGCCGGACCUCGAGUGGUGGUUCCAUGGCCCCCCUUCGCACCAGUAUAUGAUGCGCAUGCUCACCGGCGUCUCCUCCGGCGACUCCUUUGUUUUCCGGCCUCUCUCUAUUGCCGCCUUCGGCCCCACCGUCCUCGUCGAGGGCUGCGAUCCGGAUCGCUCCAACUCCUGGGUCCACGCCUGGACCGUCUCCGCCGAUGGGAUAAUCACCCAAGUCAGGGAGUACUUCAACACUGCCCUCACCGUCACCCGCUUCGGCAACUCCGCCGAUCAAUCCGCCCCCUCCGAUUUGUCCAUCACCUCCCACCACUGCCCCUCCGUUUGGGAGAGCAGCUUUGCUGGUCAGGUCGGCAAAUCCGUUCCGGGUCUAGUCCUGGCGAUCUAAUCGGAUCCACUCGGGUGGAUAUUAUUACAAUAUAUAAAAAUAAAAAUAGAUAACACAUAGCGUAAAUAAAAGGGCCUGGAUCGGCUGCGGCCGUGUGUAGGAGGGAUGUAAGCUCUAAGGUCGUGUUUGUGUGGUUGUCCUUGUCCGUCUUACCUGUCCUGUUUUGCGUUUUGCAGUUUUGGUUUGAGCGACUGCAAGCGCGUCGUGUUUUGAUUUGAGGGGGCCCAUGAUGGGAACACCCCGUUGCUUGCGUCGAGUUGUUGAGCACGAGGCGUACGACGUCGUUUGGUGUUGUGAUCUUAUAAAUAAGAAGACAUGGUCUUGUGUUA